AUGGAUGAAACUGGAAUAACAGAUGUCCAUAAGCCAGGAAAAAUAAUUGCAACAAAGGGAAAACAACAAGUUUCAAAAAUAACUAGUGGAGAAAGAGGUGCUACUGUGACUGUCGUGUGUGCAAUGAGUGCAAGUGGUGUUUAUGUCCCACCAUUAUUUAUAUUCCCCCGUAAGCGAAUGACUGAUAGGCUGGCUUUUGGUGCACCUUCAGGGUCAAUUAUUAGAGUUAGCUCCAGUGGAUGGACAGAUUCAUCUUUAUUCAUCGAAUGGUUAACUCAUAUUGUUACUGUGACUCAUGCAUCUAAAAAUAAUGAGCAAUUAAUUGUACUCGAUGGUCAUCAUAGUCACAAAACACUUGAAGCCAUUAACUUUUGUCGCAACAAUGGGAUUCACCUCAUAACUCUUCCACCUCAUUGUACACACAAAAUGCAACCUUUAGACUGUACAUUUUUCAAACCAUUGAAAGUUGGUUACAAUACUGCAGCAAGCAACUGGAUGUUAUCGCAUCAGGGGCGUAGAAUUUCAUUUUUUGACAUGGCAGGUAUUUUUACAACUGCCUAUAACUUUACUGCAAACAUUGACAAAGCAAUCAAUGGAUUUAGAUGCUCUGGUUCAUACCCAAUAAAUGAGCUUAUUUUUAACGAUGAAGCCUUUGAUACAGCUUUGCUCACUUUGCUCAAAAUUUCCAUAUUAUAA
Hydra vulgaris (swiftwater hydra) is the source of this 696-nucleotide messenger RNA. RefSeq lists its product as uncharacterized. Gene Ontology annotation, cellular component: nucleus. Gene Ontology annotation, molecular function: DNA binding. The record is from RefSeq and is a predicted model, not a curated record. NCBI's taxonomy places the organism in Eukaryota, Metazoa, Cnidaria, Hydrozoa, Anthoathecata, Hydridae.